Molecule: messenger RNA, 929 nt
Organism: Brassica napus (rape)
Lineage: Eukaryota; Viridiplantae; Streptophyta; Magnoliopsida; Brassicales; Brassicaceae
Exons: 1
Coding region: 80-763 (227 amino acids)
Source: RefSeq, a predicted model, not a curated record
CCCAAAAAUAAAAUGAAAAGCACCAAAUUAAAGAGACAUCACUAUAAAUAAAUAAAUAAUUAAGGUGUCUUCAAAGCUUAUGUGUUUCAAAGAUCACUUGCUAUACGUUUCUCUUUCUCUCUUUAAUUUCUUCUCUCAUCUUUUUCAUUUUAGUUUUCGCAGAUGCUUCUUUCAAGAACCAAAGUCUUUAAAUUUUCUAUUCUUCUUCAUUAAUACAAAACAAAAGAGGAUGAAGGAGACACUUAGGUGCUGCAUCGCCUGCAUCCUACCGUGUGGAGCUCUGGACGUGAUCCGCAUCGUACAUUCAAACGGAUACGUUGAGGAGAUCAGUGGUACAAUCACCGCCAGCGAAGUAAUGAAGGCACACCCGAAGCACGUACUCAAGAAACCAUCUUCUCCACCGUCUUCAGAUCAUGAUGAUGUCAUCUCAGCCACAAAGAUCGUCAUCGUCCCUUUCGAAGCGGAGCUCCAACGUGGCAAGAUUUAUUUCCUCAUGCCCGCAACUAAACCAGAUAAAGAAAAGAUCCGCCGCGAAAGAAGUAAUGCAAACGCCGUCAAGAAGCGUUCUCGGCAUCAUCGUGAAGACGUGGAUGAUCAUAAGUCUAACGGGGAAAAUAAUGGUAAAGACAAGGACUCAUCGGUGUUGAUCUCUGAUAGGUACUUGACGGAGAUAUUGUCGGAGAAAGUCGCGACCCAAAGAGAUCGGAGAAAGGGACGCGUCGGCGUUUGGAGACCGCACUUAGAAAGCAUAAAUGAAGAUUGAGGAAAACUGUAUCGCCUUUUAUUACAAAACAAGAGUUCAUUUGUUUCAAUCGUUUUUUAUUAUUAUGUAUUUUAGAACAUUGGUUCGUAGUUUUCUUUUUUGGUGUAAUGGUUCAUAAUAGUUGUUUCAUCAACGAAACACAUUCAAGAGAAAGUGUGUUUGGUCA